Messenger RNA from Trypanosoma theileri, 894 nucleotides. RefSeq lists its product as uncharacterized. The record is from RefSeq and is a predicted model, not a curated record. NCBI's taxonomy places the organism in Eukaryota, Euglenozoa, Kinetoplastea, Trypanosomatida, Trypanosomatidae. The transcript has a single exon. The coding region runs from base 1 to 894 and encodes 297 amino acids.
AUGCUUCCACAUCCUCCCUGUCAUCAACAAGAACAGUAUUAUCACCGUCAUCAUCACUAUCAUCAUCAUCAUCAAUAUCGACAGCACCCUCCACAAUAUCAACAACAGUAUCAACAGCAUCAACAACAACAACAACAACAAUGUAUUCCUCCUGGUAUGAAUGGACAUGAUACAUCUGUUGGAAUGACGACUGUUCUUCUCCCUCCACCGGCAGAUAAUAAUAAAUUGCCGUACAUUCCCCAGCAGAGACCCCAAUAUGAACAAUAUCAACAACAACAACAGUAUGAUAUGAGUCUAUUAAAUAGAUCCCCAUUCCCAGUAACACCACAAUCCCGCAACCCUAAUGGAAAUGGAUCCAACAAUUGCACAGAUAACAGUAUUCUAAAUGGAUCCAACAAUCAUCAUCAUUAUUAUCAACAACAAAAUCAAAAUCAAUCCACUAUUCCUAAUGCUCCAAAUGGUAUCUAUGGACACAGAGCCCCGCAGGUAUUUAUAUCUCCCGUAACGGGAAAACCACCGGUGGCCCGUGGACCACAGCCGGAUUGUGUAGAGCCCACACGCCCAAAGGGAAAUAGAAAAAAACGUUUACGCCAACAUGUGCGGUAUAGACUUCCCUACGAUCCCAGGCGGGAAAUGUGGGUCGAUCAAUUAGCGUACACCAGACGUGUGGAGUCUCCCAGUGAAGAGUCCCUAAUCGCAUUAGGGGCCAUCACCCGACGGACUUCAAUAGAUCAGAGAGGAGGAGGAGGUGGUGGUGGUAGAAGGAAUCAUCAUAAUAAUUAUUAUAAUAAUUAUAAUAAUUAUUAUAAUAAUAAUGACGACAAGGACUUGCGAAGAUGUCAUAGUGUGAGGCCGGGUGGUUUUGUGUGGAGAUUUAUGCGAUUGUUUAAGUGA